UCUGAAGAUAAAAAAAAAUGCCUCACCGUGUAGUUAAUAAUGGGACAGCAGUUUGCUAGUCUCAGGGAAUUUUUCAGAAUGGAAAACGAAAAUCAAUCAGAAGGAUAUUCUGAAUCGAUCCGGCAUUUAUCUCUUAAUACGCUGGAUCAAAGCGAAUCUGAUAAUAUAACAAAUAGAGAAAAUAAUGGAAAUAUAUCAACCAUAAAUUUCCAUGCGAUUCAUAACAGGAAUAAGGCAGACGAUAAUUUGGAUAAUGACGUAAAUUUGGAUUUGGAUAACCAUAAUUCUAGAUUUGAGUCCAUAUACAGUCAGCCAAUAGAUGGUCAAGAGUCAAAACCAUGCUUCAAUAAUGGAAAUUUUAUUGCCAAUGAACAAGAGACCUUCAAACAAGAAGCUUGUUGUAGUAACUCUGCCAGCAGCAAUACUAGUAGUAGUUCAGAAGAUAGUCCAGUAAAUCCCGUUUUCCAAAGAUCAUCUAAAACACUUUCUUUUGGAAAACGAAAAAGUAAGCAACGAAGUAAAGAUCAGAAUCCAGUAUGCAAUCACGUACUAUCUUCGAAAAAAAAACGUAGUAACUGGGUUUUGAAGUUCAAUUGUACUAAAAACAAAGGCUCCAAGAAUACAGAUAUUCCUGGUCAAGGCAAUAGUAGCUCGGAGUGUGUAUGUACAGGAUACAGAAGAACGGAGGAGCAUCCUAUGGGUGCUGGUAUAGUUUUCAACAGCAAGUCAGCUCCGCAGAGUCCAGUAUUGGGACCACUGCCUCCUAGUCCUGUCAUUGACCUCUCACGUUUUAAUCCAGAAGAGUUUCCAAUGGAGAUUUUCGACGUAAGAGCACGGCUGCAAAGAGCACGGGAGAUGGAGGAGGGUGUUGAACCACCCCCAGGCUAUCGGCCCAAUUGCCCAUCUGGUAUACAGGUCCAUCCAAAUGGUAUAACAGUUGACAGUUUAGCGGCAUUGUUCCAAGCUCAUGCCGGGAUUCAGGCGGCCGCUCUUACCGCCUUAUCACAAAUUGAUUCGACGUUAAUUUCUAAUAUAGAAAGACCUAUACAUACUCAGGUUGAUUAUGUACACUGUCUUGUGCCGGAUUUAAAAUCUAUCACAGCAUGCUCCUUUUAUUGGGGUAAGAUGGACCGAUAUGAGGCCGAGCGCCUUUUGGAAGGAAAACCAGAAGGAACUUUUCUAUUGAGAGAUUCUGCGCAAGAGGAAUUUCUCUUUUCUGUAAGCUUUCGUAAGUACGGACGCUCUUUGCACGCAAGGGUGGAGCAGUGGAAUCACAAGUUCAGCUUUGAUUCGCAUGACCCGGGUGUUUACGCUUCUACAACGGUUUGUGGCUUAAUUGAGCACUACAAGGAUCCUUCCUGCUGCAUGUUCUUUGAGCCGAUGCUGACCAUUCCUUUGAAUAGGAAUUUUGCGUUUCCGCUGCAGCAUCUCUGUCGUGCUGUCAUUACCACUCGAACGACUUACGACGGUAUCAAUAAGCUCCAAUUGCCAAAGACUCUGAAGACCUAUCUCAAAGAGUAUCAUUAUAAGCAACGAGUAAGAAUCAGGCGACUCGAUACCGAGAGCGACUUACAAACGGAUGGAAAAUCCAUAUCAUAUUUGCCGUUGAUGUAAAUGACUUUUAUUAUACGUACAAUUUAAGACAUAUGAUCAUUCUCCCCAUUAAUGCUCAUUAUGCAUGAAUUACCGUUCAACUCGAGUGCGCCCCAUCGAAUGGUGCUUUCGUACACUUCAUCAGAGUUUUCCGUCAUCUUC
Ceratosolen solmsi marchali is the source of this 1755-nucleotide messenger RNA. It is a transcript of the gene Socs36E, whose product is annotated as Suppressor of cytokine signaling at 36E. The transcript is spliced from 6 exons. Bases 40 to 1614 code for a protein of 524 amino acids. Gene Ontology annotation, biological process: intracellular signal transduction; phosphatidylinositol phosphate biosynthetic process. Gene Ontology annotation, cellular component: phosphatidylinositol 3-kinase complex. Gene Ontology annotation, molecular function: 1-phosphatidylinositol-3-kinase regulator activity. The record is from RefSeq and is a predicted model, not a curated record. Lineage: Eukaryota; Metazoa; Arthropoda; Insecta; Hymenoptera; Agaonidae.